Molecule: messenger RNA, 839 nt
Organism: Prunus dulcis (almond)
Lineage: Eukaryota; Viridiplantae; Streptophyta; Magnoliopsida; Rosales; Rosaceae
Product: histone H4-like
Exons: 2
Coding region: 122-508 (128 amino acids)
Biological process (GO): nucleosome assembly
Cellular component (GO): nucleosome
Molecular function (GO): DNA binding; protein heterodimerization activity; structural constituent of chromatin
Source: RefSeq, a predicted model, not a curated record
AAACCCAGCUUCUCCCACUUCGUCUUCUACCUCCAUCUAAAUCGCUCCCAAACCUACUUCUCCUCCUCCUUCUCUUUCUAUCCCUAUCCCUAUCCGUUUCCCUAUCUCAGCUUGAAUAAAAAUGUCUCGGCUUGGCAAGGAAGACAAGGGUCUAGGAAAGGGAGGAGCUAAACGGCACCAUAAGGUCCUUCGCAAUAACAUCCAAGGCAUCACCAGGCCGGCCAUUCGUCGUUUGGCUUGCAGAGGAGGUGUGAAGCGUAUCAGCGGUCUGAUCUACGAGGAGACACGUGGCGUGCUCAAGAUCUUCUUUGAGAAUGUGAUCAGAGACGCUGUGACCUACACCGAGCACGCUCGCCGCAAGACGGUGAUGGCCAUGGAUGUGGUCUAUGCCCUGAAGAGGCAGGGCAGGACCCUUUACGAUUUCAGUGGCUAUGGUUUUCUGAUUUUUAAAGUCUUGCUGUCAAGAAAUGGGGUUGUUGGUUCAGUUUCGUUGAUAUUAAUUAGUUGAAUGAAAUGAUGGUGUUUGAUCCAUAUUGAUUCGGAUGGAGGUAGAAGACAAAGAAGGAGAAGCUGGGUUUGUUGAUUUUUUAUUUUUAUUUUUUUACAUUUAUGUUAUUUUAUCAUUUUAUUUAGGAAUUGGUUGGUUAGUACGUGGGUAUACGUCAGCUUGUAACGAUUGACCACACAGUCAACUUAACGGAAGGAUGAAAUUGGACGAUGUUGCAAAUGUAAGGCUGUAAAUUGACAAAAUUGAUACCCUGUGGUCCAUAUUGAGAACCACCCCAAACUAGCAAGGUGUCUUUUGUCGUUAGCCCAUGUUUUUUCAAUGAAAUUAUCAA